AUUCCUAAUAUAAAUACAAGCAAAAAGAAGAAGUUUAACAAAAAACAAUUCUUUUUGUUGCAAGAUACUAUUAAGCUCAGUAAAAUUUUACAAAAUUUUAAAGAUACAAAUUGUUUGACAACUUCCAAUCAAAAAGAAGUUAAUGACACAAUUAAAAGAGUAAACGAAAGACAAGAGACAAGUAUUCCUUUAAUCAAAGAUGUGACAGAUACAGAAACAAUCAAUGAUAUUAAGGGCUGGUAG
Dentiscutata heterogama is the source of this 243-nucleotide messenger RNA. The record is from the annotation of a GenBank genome assembly. NCBI's taxonomy places the organism in Eukaryota, Fungi, Glomeromycota, Glomeromycetes, Diversisporales, Gigasporaceae.